This is a messenger RNA of Anopheles stephensi (Asian malaria mosquito), 1308 nucleotides long. RefSeq names its product endocuticle structural glycoprotein SgAbd-1-like. Gene Ontology annotation, molecular function: structural constituent of chitin-based larval cuticle. Gene Ontology annotation, cellular component: chitin-based extracellular matrix. The record is from RefSeq and is a predicted model, not a curated record. Bases 190 to 942 code for a protein of 250 amino acids. NCBI's taxonomy places the organism in Eukaryota, Metazoa, Arthropoda, Insecta, Diptera, Culicidae. The transcript is spliced from 5 exons.
GAUGAUAGUUUGGUGUCGGUGUUUGGAUAGUGCAGAUUAUCGAUCGGUUCGCUCCGUGCAGAUUAGCUUGAUCUUUCGCUGAAUGGUGGGAAUAGUCGGUUUGGAAGCAGUAGUUUGUCGCGUUUAGUAGUGUUUAGGCUCGUUUUUACUUAAUACACCGUUUAAGAUUUUAAAGCAUUGUACCUCAAAAUGACUAGCUUCAGCUUUACGAAGUUUGCACUGGUGCUUGUGAUCGUGGCGUGCGGUGUUACGGCUAAACCCCAGAAUCAGUAUACGCACAAUAGCUACAACAAGAACACGGGUGUGCGCAACACGUCCGUUGGCCAUCGGUUAACGAACCAGCACCAGCAGUACCAGCAGCAGCACCAACAGCAGCACCAGCAGCAUCAGCAGCAGCAACAGCAACAGCAUCAGUCCCAGCAACACUUCGCACACCAGCGUCAGCCGCAAGCUCUGCGGGCACCGCUGCUACCGCCGCAUAAUCCGACCCAGUACAGUCAACGAUUGCAGCAACCCUUCCCGAACGCGAUCCGUCCGUUCGUACCGAUCACCUCGUACAGCAACGAUGUUUCGUACGAUGGCAGCUACUCGUACGCGUACACGACCGGCGACGGACAGCAGCAGCAGGCCCAGGGAUACCUGAAGAAUGCCGGCCGCAAGGAUCUCGAGGCACAGUCCGUGCAGGGUUCGUACUCGUACACGUCACCCGAGGGCCAGCUGAUUACGGUGACCUACAUUGCCGAUGAGAACGGUUUCCGUGCCGAGGGUGCCCAUCUGCCGACACCGCCACCGAUCCCGGAGGCGAUCCAAAAAUCGCUCGCCCUGAUUGCACAGACGCAACCGGUUUCGCCCCAGUUCAACGCCGCCUACAACCAGCCCCGUUUCCAUCAGACCGGUCACGUGCCUUCGGCCAGCGGACACAACUACAACCGAUACGGUUAAACUAAGGCGAUGGCUAGUUUAAUACCCCCUCUCCAGUGACUGAUCCCAUACCAUCCUUUGGUGUGGGGCCUCGAUCGUACUCAGCAUGUACAGAAAUUAAACGCAUAUUAGAUCAGUUUUCAUCAACCGAAAUAAUAGGCAUGGAUGCUGCUCGCAGGAUGACUACAGGAACCCCCUUCCCACACACAUACAAAAUUAGUACAACUAGCUCAGCGAUCUUCGGCCUCGGCGGGUGUUUGACUCCGAUUGUGCUGCAACGACUACCGGAAUUAACUCUGUGUGUUUAUUUUUUUUUAAUGUUGUUUGUACAUAGAUUGUAGCCUGUUGUAUCGAAAGCAAAUAAAGAACGAUGCUUCUUGCAAAUCA